AAAGUUUCGAACUUUGGCAGAAAAUUUUCACGUCAUUUUAUACUAAUUUUCCAAUACAAUCCCGCAUUUAUCAGUAUUAAAACUUUAUUUGACAAUAAUGUAUAUAUUGUUAAUGACAUAGAGCAAUUAUGGAUACCUUUAGGGCCACAACCGAAUAGUUUGAUUUAUUGGCUACAGCAAUGUCAAUGUUCAUUUGUGACAAGAAACCUCAUCAUAACUUCUAUGGUUACGAGCUGUUGUUGCUACGGAAACUGCAAGUUGAUCAUGAACUGCUGCUUGAGAUUCAGAAGAAACUCCUUGAUGGAGACUCCUCAGAAAAUUGGCCAUGUGAUGACAUUCCAUGCAGUCUCUGGUACCUUGCAGUCACAUUAGAGAGAAGGAAGGAGAGAUUCGUCACAUUCUUGAAAGAAAAAUUUAGCAAACCACGAACAGUAAAAUUCGGAGAAACACUUUUGAGUAGUUACCUAAGCAGACACCAAUUCACAGAGCUGUUCCUUGAUGGAAUAUUCAAAUAUGGGGAUGAUAACACUCUACCUACAGAGGUAUUCAAGUGCCGUAGUGUCCGUAGUCUGUCUCUGAAAUACAAUUAUUUGGACAGAAUUCCACCAGACAUUGGUCGUAUGGUCAGUCUUGAGUACUUGGCUCUCACAAACAAUAAAUUACAAAAUAAAGCAAUUCCUCAGACACUCAUAUUCUGCUCGAGGCUACAUACUUUACUGCUGGAUAAUAACCUCCUUGAUGCCUUACCUGGUUUCUUGCUACAAAUGCCAUCGCUAAGGACAGUACAUCGCCAUGGCAACCAUAAUUAUUUCAAAUCCACAUUUAUGUGGUAUCACACUGACGUUAAUGAGCGAAUUUUGCCAGUUAGUGGUGUGCAUGAUUAUUCCGCUCCACGAGUCACUCAACCAGAUUCCAUGCAAUUCUGGGCAGCUAAGGCUGUGCUUAGUCUCAAGUUGAACUUCUAUAAAGAUCCUGCUGUAGCUGGUGUCUUGAAAGACUACAUCUCGGAUAUAUACUCUCAGUUUAAUAUCUGUGGAUACUGCCAUUCUGCCAAACGUAACACCCGACCAGGCUAUAAAGUGAUCACAUUCAAGAAUCCCUACCUGGGUAAUACAUGUGUACCUUUCCAACACUGGGCUUGCUCACAAAACUGUUCUCUGGACAUUGAGGUGCCUGCUAGGUUAGAACAGAUCUCUAAAGCCAAAGAUCUGGAUCACGCCUAUGAGAAAUACAUUAAAGUCAUGCAACACACUGCUAGUAAUACUGCUUUAAAACUUCGUUCAAACGAGGCCAAUCACGCUCCUCCUAGAGGGAGCCACUCAAUGAGUAAAACUGGAUGUGGAUGUGCAAUCAUGUAACAGCUGAGUUGAAGAUAUAAUGAAGAUAGUUGAGUUAUUGUCAUAUUGGCGGUAGCUAAUAAGUAACUUAUUGUCAUAUUUGGGAUUAUCAAUGCCAAUGUGGAGUUGAAUAAGUAGUAUUUUAUACAGGACAGUUAUUCACUCUGAUCCAAAUAUUCAUAUGGAAUACUAGGUUGUUGUGGAUUCUUAGUUAAAGUUAAAUAAACCUAUUGUCAACUAAACCAAUUGAACUGAUAGUUAACUUCACGGGGCUCAUUUUUGGUAUGAUCGUAACUU
Messenger RNA from Owenia fusiformis, 1634 nucleotides. NCBI's taxonomy places the organism in Eukaryota, Metazoa, Annelida, Polychaeta, Sabellida, Oweniidae. The record is from the annotation of a GenBank genome assembly.